This is a messenger RNA of Hippopotamus amphibius kiboko, 3034 nucleotides long. It is a transcript of the gene C2H9orf152, whose product is annotated as chromosome 2 C9orf152 homolog. The record is from RefSeq and is a predicted model, not a curated record. Bases 738 to 1448 code for a protein of 236 amino acids. Lineage: Eukaryota; Metazoa; Chordata; Mammalia; Artiodactyla; Hippopotamidae. The transcript is spliced from 2 exons.
GUGGAAGUCUCAGGGGUCCCUUUGCUACUGGGUCUCCUUCUGCCUGAAUGAUGCUGCACAUCCCUGAGGCACCAGCUCCUUUCCCAACUGCCAACCACACGGGCAGGUUUGCUGACAAGCAUCCAGGUUCCAGUCCAAGAGGUGGGAGCCAAGGCGAGCACCUGGCAUCCCCCAGCAGUAGCUCCAGCUCUGCCAGGAAACAGGAGGCUUCACCGUAACUCCUGGAGUCGGAUUCGACACUUCAGGAUCAAGCAGUGAAGGACCUGGGACAAUCCUUGGACCCCAGAAGGACUCUGAGCAGCUGCGCUUCUCUUUCUCUCUGCCCCCAGUUCCUUCCCUCACCCUCUGCCCAUCAAUUUCUCACUUUUAUUCACUCCCUGCCCCCUUUCUCCCCCUGCUGUCCCCCCCACCACCCCGUCCUCACUCUUCUCUCACCCCGCCCCCCGCCGCGAUCACCUCCUUCCUCCACUCUGCAUCCCCUCUUCGCAUCCCCUUCCUUCCCCCCUCCCCCAUUUCCCUCCUGGCUGCCCUCCCCCUCCGACUUUUCCUUCUCCUUACUGCCCCCGCCCACCCUUCUCCUCCCCCCCCCCAACUUCUCGCUCUCCCUACCUUGUUCUCCUCCAGAUCCUUCCACCUUCCUCCUCACCUUCCUCUCCCCCCUCUUCUCCCUGAGCCCCCCCACCUCCCCCCCCAGCCCCGCCCAUCAAUGUUUGCUUUCCUCCCGGAUCCGGAUCCGGAUGAAGGGGUUGCCCUGCCUGUGCCCUGCCCUGCCCCACUUCUGGCAGCUGGGCUCUCGCUUCAUGGCCGAGGGCUCUGGGCCGCAGGCCCCGGGGAAAGGGCCGACGCUCAGCAUCCGGCUCCUGCGAGCCCAGUAUGAAGGCCUGAGACGGCAGCAGAGGGCCCAGGCCCACGCGGUGGUGCUCCCGAAAGGUACAGGAGGGAACAUGCCUGCUCCUGCUAAGUCCAUGGUCAGUGUUGUUUGGAUUAACAAGGAGAGCAGGCAUUCACUGUCCCUGGAAGAGGUGGACCCUGAGGCAGAGGAGAUGCUGGAGGAGGCUGACAGAGGCUGUCUCCAGGCCCCCACGUCUCCAUGGCGCACGCACCUAGAGAUGCACCGCUUGGUCCAAACCUUUCGCCAGGAAACCAGUCAUCAAGUAAAGCACAAGGACAAGUUUAUGGGGUCUGAGCAAAGGCUCCCAGGUUUAUUUAAAGACACUCAGAUGACUCAGCCAGGAACCACAAUCCCAGAGGCAGCCCAGUGUGGAUGUCAAGUGGGUGAUACCCAAACAAAGGCAGUGGGAUCUGGCUUAAACACUGGCACUCAGGGCCCUCCUUCCAUAAAGAAGCCACCCGGGUCUGGAAAACCAGCUCACUAUCCAUUUCCCCAGAGGAAAGCCCCCAGGAUCUCCCAGGCAGCCCGGAACCUGGGCUUAUAUGGCCCAGCCUGAAGCUUUCUACUCAAAGGUCUCAACCUGGAGGCCACCUAUGGCCCCACCUAAGAACCUGGGAGGCAGAGGCACAACUAGGUCUCUAGCUGGAAGCAGGACUGCACUACAUCAAUCAUAGGGAUUGUGGGAAAUGAACUGCACAGUGGGCACAUGGUCUUGUCCUUCAAAAAAAAAAAAAAAAAGAGAGAGAGAGAAUGAGAGAGAGAUGCCCCAGACCAGAUUGCUCACAGCUCAGGAUGAAAGAGUUCUGUCUGAUAGGUGCAGCCCCAUCCUGCUUAUAUUAAGAAGACAUUGCUGGGACUUCCCUGGUGGCACAGUGCUUAAGAAUCGAUCUGCCAAUGCAGGGGACACGGGUUCAAUUCCUAGUCCAGGAAGAUCCCACAUGCCAUGGAGCAAAUAAGCCCGUGUGCCACAACGACUGAGCCUGCGCUCUAGAGCCUGUGAGCCACAACUUCUGAGCCCACGUGCCACAACUACUGAAGCCUGUGUGCCUACAGCCUGUGCUCCAAGACAACAGAAGCCACCACACUAAGAAGCCCGUGCACCGCAACAAAGAGUAGCCCCUGCUCACCGCAACUACAGAAAGCCUGAUUGCAGCAAUGAAGACCCAACACAGCCAAUAAAUAAAUUAAUUAAAAAAAAAGAAGAAGAAGAAGACAUUGCUGUGGACAUCUGCUCAGUCCUUAGAACUAGAGAAUUUUGAAAUAUAAAACAGAGACCCUAGCCAAUGGAUGCCUUAGCAAUGCCCUAGAGUCAACAGGCAUGGGUAAUCUUGUUUUAACUUCUAAGGAUUUCUCACAUGUUCUGCAGAAGAGGGGCUCUGAGAAUUGCCUUUUUUUUUGGUUGCUAUGCCUGGAGGCCAGCUCACUUACAAGUCUCUACAUUCAUUGGGAGUGACCACAGCAUUUCAACUUGAGCCACCCAAACUAUGGUCACCCUGGGUAAAAAGGGUCAAAACAAUGCCACCUACUGUUCUGUGUGUUUAAGGGUCUUUAGGAAGGGUUGGUCACCUCUCCCCUCUCAUUGAGAUUGCACAUUCCAGUCUCAUUAUAGAUUUAUUUCCUUUCAUCCUUCUCCUCCAUCAUCUUCCCUUUCUUUCUCUCCUUCCUUUCUCUCAUUCCUUCCUCCCUCCCUCCCUUUUUUCCAAUUUUCUCUCUCCUUCCCUUCCUCAAUCUCUCUCUCUCCAAAUUAAACACUGCCCAUCAUUGAAGAUAUAUAGUAAUAGAAGCCUAAGAAGAUGAAGAAAUAUUCCUGCCUGGAAAGUGUGUGUUCCUCAAAAACUGCUCCCUUUUCCACCAAAUUUCAAUCAUUCAGGUCCUUCCUGGUAUAUUUUAAACCAAAGCCAAAGUGAAGCAGGUAUUACUUGGGCGGUGGGGAAGAAAGUUUCUUACCUGGGUAAUGUUUAACUUUAAUAAACACACUUAAACAACACCUAAGGUGCCUUUUCGUCAUGCCAGAUUCUUCCUCUGUAAAGUUUUACCUACAUCUUCCUUUUGUCCCCGUGGUGAUCCAGUCUUGCCCACCCACAUCAAGAGACGUUAAUUAGGAGUGUCGUUUCCUGUCAAAAGUAUGUAUGUGCCUUCUCC